UUUACGCAACACAAACAACAACUACUACAACCAUCAUGACGACCUCCAAGAAGUCCCGCAUCUCCAGCGUGCCCAAGUUCCUUCGCCACCUCUACUCGAUCCUCACAUCCGAAGAUCCCAGCAUCAUCUCGUGGUCGGCCGACGGCGCCUCCAUCCAGCUCUUUAGCGUCACGCGCCUUGAGAACGAGGUGCUCUCCAAGUAUUUCAAGCACAACAAACUCGCUAGCUUCCAGCGCCAGCUCAACUACUUUGGUUUCCGCAAGUGGACCAAGACGCAGUCGCACGUGUGCACGUUCAGCCACCCCGAGUUCAACCGCAGCUCGACGCUCGAGACGACACCGAUCGCCCGCAAGCGCGAGGGGUCGCCAGCAUCAUCGCCUCUGUCGUCGCCAAGGAUGAUGAUCGAGAGUCUCUCGGUGAUGGAGCUACCGUCACUUGAGACCCUCGAAGAUCUGUUUGAGGGCCCCCUGGACGAGACGAGCGACGAAGACAUGGGCGUGGACGCUGCCGACUGGGCGCUGUGCGCCGACCUGCUCGAAGACAACGAUGGGGCAUGGCUGGCGACGCUCGAACCACUCGAUUUUAGCCUUGUCAUGUGAAGCAACUGACCGAAUAUAGAUAUUUAUUUAUUCUUUCGUCAAACGCAUCAAUAGUACUCGAAUCAUCCAUCCA
Molecule: messenger RNA, 672 nt
Organism: Saprolegnia diclina VS20
Lineage: Eukaryota; Oomycota; Saprolegniomycetes; Saprolegniales; Saprolegniaceae
Exons: 1
Coding region: 36-599 (187 amino acids)
Biological process (GO): regulation of DNA-templated transcription
Molecular function (GO): sequence-specific DNA binding; DNA-binding transcription factor activity
Source: RefSeq, a predicted model, not a curated record